UUGAGGGUCUCGGGCAGGUCGGGCGCCCCGCAGCUGUUGUCCAGCCUCGGGCAGGGAGGGGGCGGCAGUGACGUCACUUCCUCCCUCACGGAGGCCAGGGGCGCGGGUUAUAAGGACCUGCCACCCGGUUCUUCAUAGCACCAGGUCCCUGGUUGGGAAGCCUCACCAUGCCGCUGCACUGUGGGCGCUCGGUGCUGCAGGUGCUGCCGCUGUCCCCGCUGCUGGUGCUGCUGCUGGGGGCGUCCUCCGCUGCUCCAUUGGCACCGAGGCCUUCCAAGGAGGAGCUGACCCGCUGUCUGGCAGAGGUGGUCACAGAAGUGCUGACCCUGGGUCAGGCCCAGCGAGGCCCUUGCACAACUCUCCUCCACAAAGAGAUGUGUGAGACAGGACCCUACAGCUGUGUAUCCACUGAGGAAAAAGGCCUGCUGGUUGGAGAUUUCAAGAAGCGGGAGACUGGGAAGAUGAGGUCCAGCCAGGAGGUGAGGGAUGAGGAAGAGGAGGAGGCAGCGGAGAAGAUCCACAAGUCUGAAGUGCAGGAACAGGCAAUCCGCAAGCAGCUCCACAGCCAGCUCCGCCAGGAGGAAGACCGUGAAGAGGAGGAGGGGGAAAAGAAGAGGGUGCCCUCGGAGACCUUUGAGGGCCUGUGGAAGCAGCAGCUAGAGGAUGGAGGUGGCCCCCAGAAGCGGGUGGCAGAGCAGGCCAGUGACGAGGAGGCAGCCCAGUUCGAGGCUGAGAAGGGCAUGCAGGUGCUGGGCGGGGGCCACAGCCUGUGGAAGGGGGCAGAGGGCAGGGGAAGAGAGAGGCACGAGGACCUGCUGCACCACCACCACCGCCUGCCGGAAACUGAGCCCAAGCAGGAGAAGGCAGAGGCUGCGGUGAGGGAGGAGCAGGACGCAGAGCGGCUGGAGCAUGUGAGAGAGGAGCUGAAGAAAGCUGCAGAGGUGCUGAGGCAAGAGCUCUGGCGGGAAGGCUGACCCCUGACCUUGUGCCCUCCUUCCUGACACACCCCGUGGCUUAGGACUGUUGACCCCCAAAGCCCCCACCUCACCAGGUGCCCGCUCCACUCCCAACCUGCAGGGGUGUGAGGGGGGUGUGCCUUGGAGCCAGGCCUGAGGGGCCGAGUCUGCGCUGGAGAGAAGGGCUGGCUCAGACCGACUCAGGAGACACUCCGCCCCCCACGAAACCCACUCCCACCCUUCUGAGUGAA
This is a messenger RNA of Phyllostomus hastatus (greater spear-nosed bat), 1207 nucleotides long. It is a transcript of the gene CCER2, whose product is annotated as coiled-coil glutamate rich protein 2. The transcript has 5 exons. The record is from RefSeq and is a predicted model, not a curated record. The coding region runs from base 168 to 974 and encodes 268 amino acids. Lineage: Eukaryota; Metazoa; Chordata; Mammalia; Chiroptera; Phyllostomidae.